Dipodomys ordii (Ord's kangaroo rat) is the source of this 1828-nucleotide messenger RNA. It is a transcript of the gene Prss8, whose product is annotated as protease, serine, 8. The record is from RefSeq and is a predicted model, not a curated record. Gene Ontology annotation, molecular function: sodium channel regulator activity; serine-type endopeptidase activity. Lineage: Eukaryota; Metazoa; Chordata; Mammalia; Rodentia; Heteromyidae. The coding region runs from base 277 to 1299 and encodes 340 amino acids. The transcript has 6 exons. Gene Ontology annotation, biological process: proteolysis; positive regulation of sodium ion transport.
CCCGGGAAGCCGCCACUCACUCACGCAGGUAUCUGCGUGGCUAGGCUGUACCAGAGACAGUUUCCACCCUGGUGGCUACCAUUCAAGGUGGCCUCCCCCCGCCCCCCUCCCUUUACCCGAGAAGCCAGCCCUUGGACACCUGCUCUGCCUUUCCAGUCUGGGAUCUGGGAUUCCUUCUUUUUGAAGCCAACCUCUGGAUCCUGCCUUUUGAAAAGCAGCACUAGGUUCCAGCCCUCUCUUGCUCCGUGUCUCCCUCGAGGGCCUCAGUCCUGGGCCAUGGCCCGACGGGCAGGCCUGGGGCUUGGGCAGCAGCUGCAACUUUUGGCCUUUCUGCUUUUUGUUGGGUUAUUCCAGUGUGGGACAGGAGCUGCCCAGGCUGAAGCAGUGUGUGGUGUCAUCUCCCAGGCUCGGAUCACGGGGGGCAGCAGUGCGUCCCCUGGGCAAUGGCCCUGGCAGGUCAGCAUCAACUACAAUGGAGACCAUGUGUGUGGCGGGUCCCUCGUGUCUGACCAGUGGAUACUGUCCGCCGCUCACUGCUUCCCCAGGGAGCACUCCAGAGAGGACUACGAGAUCAAGCUGGGAGCCCACCAGCUGGAUGUUUACAGCCAGGAUGCCGAGGUCCGCACGGUGGCUCAGAUCAUCUCCCACCCCAGCUACCGUGAGGAGGGCUCGGAGGGCGACAUCGCGCUGGUGCGCCUCAGCAGCUCCGUGCCUUUCUCUCGUCAUAUCCGGCCCAUCUGCCUGCCGGCUGCCAACGCCUCCUUCCCCAAUGGCCUCCGCUGUACGGUCACUGGAUGGGGCCAUGUGUCCCAAUCAGUGAGCCUCCAGUCCCCCAGGCCUCUGCAGCAGCUGGAGGUGCCACUGAUCAGCCGGGAGACUUGCAGCUGCCUUUAUAACAUUGGUGCCAAGCCGGAGGAGCCCCACGUCCUGCUGCAGGACAUGCUCUGUGCCGGCUACGUGGAGGGCCGCAAAGAUGCCUGCCAGGGCGACUCUGGGGGCCCGCUCUCUUGCUCUGUGGAGGGCCUCUGGUACCUGGCUGGCAUUGUGAGCUGGGGUGAUUCCUGUGGAGCCCCCAACAGGCCUGGAGUAUACACUAUGACUUCCAGCCAUGCCUCCUGGAUCCACCACCAUGUGGCAGAACUGCAGCCUCGGGUGGUGCCCCAAACCCAGGAGUCCCAGCCUGACGGCCACCUCUGCAACCACCGCUCGGCCUUCAGCUCUGCUCCAGCCCAGGGCUUACUAGGAGGGCCUGUCCUCCUCCUGCCGCUGGGCCUGAUGCUCAGCUUCUUCUACCCUUGACAUGAGCGCUUCUUUACCCUGGAAGCUGACCUCCCCUUCCAGGACCAAGGACACGUUCCUGUUCACAAGGAAGGACCUGGGCCCGGGCCUGGCCACCAGGGCUCUGCCGGAGGCCAGGCACCUCCUGAUCUUUGAGCCUAUUCUUCUGGAUUUCUUCUCUGGGAGUAUAACCUCGGAUCAAGAGUGUCAAGGCCUGUGGUACUGGCUAGAACCUGGGCUCCCAGGAACUCUCAAGAAGCCUCGGUUGUGAGCCCUAGCUUCUAGCCCGUUUCUAGAAGAUUGGGGCAGCUGCCCGCUGCUGCUGAAGGCUGGCCCACCCUCCCUGCCUCAUGAGCCCAUCAUUCAGCCUGCUCUUCCCGUGCUCCGAGUUUGCCUGCGCCUGCCAUGGGAAAGGCCCCAAUCUGGCCCCAUUGCCUCUGAGCUCCUCUUAAGCCCUGACUCCCGGACUCCGGAGGACUGAGCCCCCACCGGAGCUGGCUGGGGCUUGGGUCAGGGUGGGAACAGGAGGAGUAAAGUGUUCUGAGCAUGG